AGCGGACAGUUUAUAUGUUUCCUGACUCACGCUGUUCAUUCGCUUCAACAUUUUACUUUGAUAUUUUACCUCAGCAUUAAUAAUUAACGUCAGCGUUAUAUAUAUAUACCCCUCAGGUUUUGCUGUGUGAUGUCGAUAAUCGCCUCCACACUGAGAUGUUACUGACGGAUUUUUACAGAGACUGUUUGAUGAGAUGAAUUAAAACUCCAAGCUUGUUGUGUCUGAGAACACAUUUUCCCAAGUCUUCUCUUGCCCCUGAUGGGUUCACUGCACUUAGAUUUUCCUCCAAAAACACUUCAAGAUAUGGCCUUUAAAGGAAGUACUAAGAAAACAUUAUCUGGUCAUCGUGAAGAAUAUCAUGAAGAAAUGAAGAACCAAAAUUACCAGUGCUCAGGUUGUGGGAAAAGAUUUAGUUACCCAAGUUGUCUGAAAAGACAUCAGCGCAUUCACACAGGAGAGAAGCCGUAUCACUGCACACAGUGUGGAAUGAGUUUUACAAGGGCUGAUGACCUACGAAAACACCAGCACAUUCACACAGGAGAGAAGCCGUAUCACUGCACACAGUGUGGAACGAGUUUUACAAGGGCUGAUGACCUACGAAAACACCAGCGCAUUCACACUGGAGAGAAGCCGUAUCACUGCACACAGUGUGGGAAGGGUUUUACACAGGCAUGUCACCUACAAACACACCAGCGCAUUCACACCGGAGUUAAGCCGUAUCACUGCACACAGUGUGGGAAGGGUUUUACGCAGGCAUCUCACCUGCAAACACACCAGCACAUUCACACUGGAGAGAAGCCGUAUCAGUGCUUACGGUGUGGAAAGGGUUUUACCGCAGCUACUAGUUUACAAGCACACCAGCGCAUUCACACAGGAGAGAAGCCGUAUUACUGCUCACAGUGUGGGAAGAGUUUUACAUGGGCUGGUGACCUACGAAAACACCAGCGUAUUCACACAGGAGAGAAGCCGUAUCACUGCUCACAGUGUGGAACGAGUUUUACAAGGGCUGAUGACCUACAAAGACACGAGCGCAUUCACACAGGAGAGAAGCCAUAUCACUGCACACAGUGUGGGAAGAGUUUUUCUACUUCUGGUUCUCUGCAAACACACCAGCGCAUUCACACUGGAGAGAAGCCGUAUCACUGCACACAGUGUGGGAAGAGUUUUACUGCAGCUAGUUCUCUCCAAACACACCAGCGCAGUCACACAGGAGAGAAGCCGUAUCACUGCACACAGUGUGGGAAGAGUUUUACUGCAGCUAGUUCUCUCCGAACACACCAGCGCAGUCACACAGGAGAGAAGCCGUAUUACUGCUCACAGUGUGGAAAGAGUUUUACUGCAGCUAGUUCUCUCCAAAUACACCAGCGCAUUCACACAGGAGAGAAGCCGUAUCACUGCUUACAGUGUGGGAAGAGUUUUACUGCAGCUACUAAUUUUCAAAAACACCAGCGCAUUCACACAGGAGAGAAGCCGUAUCACUGCUCACAGUGUGGGAGGAGUUUUAGACAUGCAGGUCAAUUUAGAAGACACCAGUGCUUUCACACAGGAGAGAAUCCAUAACACAAUAUGGGACGUGUUGUAUGCACUGCCAUCACUUUUAAAUAUACUGCCUGUCAACAUUUUAUUAGAAGGGUCAAUUUAUUGGGCUGCAUCAAGCUAAGAAAGAGAUCUGAAAUUACUGGGAAAGGAUUAAGAAAUAUAAAUACUUGGAAGGAUAGUGCUGAACCAUCAACUUUUUGGAAGAAAUAUCAGAAAAUAUCAUGAAUUGAGACUACAAACACUUUUAUAAAGUUACAUGGAAAAAAUUCAACAACAACAAAAAAAAGGCAUGUUUAGUAGUGGAAGGAAAGAAAGCAUUUCCUUACACACACACACACACAAUGUGAUGACAACCCACAGGAUUGGGACUAAACAGCUGUGUGUCUAUAAGAAAACCACUUUAUAUUGAGAACCAUCAGAAAGUCUUGAAUUUGCUGGGGAUCAUUAAGAUUUGACAUUGAAGCAAUGGAAAAAGGUCAUGUGGCCUGAUAAUUCCAGAUUGAGCCUAUAAGUGAGGAAUCAUGUAAAUUUAAUAAAAUUUUAUUUAUAUAGCGUUUUAACAAUAGUCAUUGUCUCAAAGCAGUUUCACAAAAAUGUAAAGAAAAUUUAUGGACGUGUGUGUGCAGGCCUCACAAAAUUGCUAGCCCGGCGUCCCGGGGCUAUUGUGUCUUCCAGUCGGGCUACCAAAAUAUAUCUCAGGCCUGCCCAUCGAGCUAUCAUGGGAAGGAAACAUGUAUGUCAAUGCUUUUGCAUUCUUUCGCAAAUGUAGCUGGGUAAUUGUCAUUUUCGGGCAUCGAUGAGCCCUUGUCAAUAUGUGAAAUAUUAAAAUCGCGUUUGAAUUCGCGCUUGUUUGUUACUUUCACUUUGCGAUCGCGCAAACUGUGUAUACUGUAUAGAGAGCGGCAGUACUGAUUGGUCAGUCACUGAUUAAUAGCGCACCAAUUCCUCUGACAUUCGUUAGCUUACUUUUUAAAUGUGCAAUCUCCCGCUGCAAGCUUAAACAUGUGAUAGAGGUUGAUUGCGCAGAGAACUUUAAAAAAAUCGCUGACCAUUAAGUGUGUGUGUGUGUGUGUGUGUGUGUAAAAAAAUUACAUAGGUAUUUGAGUUCUGCUGAAAAAAAUAAGACAGGUCAGGGUGAAAAAGGGACAGAAAAAGAAAAGCCCAUCACAAAGCCGAAAAGUUAUGACAAAUCAGACAUGAGGCAAGAAGAGAGCGCGUCUUUUUGGUUUCAUGGACAAAAACGUUUCUGUGGCUGGAAUAUGACAAGCUAAAUAACAUAAUGUUCUGCCGGGUGUGUCGUGAGUUUCCCUUGAUUUCUGACUCGACAAGCACCUUUGUUACAAAAAAUUUUUUUAAGAAAGACCCCAUCAGAUUCCAUGAAAAAUCUCUGCAUCACAAGACAUGCAUUGGUACUCAGUCUGCAGCAUCUUCCCAGAACAAACACAUACUAAUAGAAAACCAAGCACAACGAAGUCCUGAAAAAGCAGUUUAGAACAGCGUACUAUGUUGCAAAGAGUAAAUUACCAUUGGCAAAAUUUAGCAAUCUUUGCAAACUUCAAAAAGCACUAUAGAGUGGCAUUUACUCAUCUGUGACUUCAGUGAAAAUUUCAGAUUCAUAAUCUGCCACAGACUGAUUCAUGUUCUGCAGCAGUCUUGUAACCUAAAUUAUUAAUCAGAAUUCGAGUUUAUUUAAAAAUGUUUUUUUUUUUUUAUUUAAGAACAAGUCUUGGUUUCUCCCCUUCUCGGUCUUAGUGCGCAUCUCUCAUUGGUAUAAUCGACACCUGUGCACGUGUGUACUGUUUACUAUAACACUGCCCACAUGUGUGCGCGUACAUCAUCUUUUAUUUUGUGUUUGUAUGCGUGUGUGUAAAGCGCGCAUGUAAAGCAUUAGAAAGUCUCAUUAGAGAGGUUAAAGAUUCCUUUACUUUCUCACCCUAGGUCAGUAUGCCGUUAUGUCUGCGCGUGUGCCCCUUCACACACACACACACACUCUGCUCUACACAGAAACACUGCUCUGUCGCGAUUCUUUUCAAAGUUAAAGUGCAGGUUAAUUUGUUUUUUAUUUUAACUUUACAAUAGUGAUUCUGUUAGCAGUGUUUCUUGCUAACAGAAUCAAUGUUUGUGUAAAAUAAUAGAGAAGGAAGUGUUACUGUGUGAGAUGAGAAGAGGGGAGGGGCUGAUUCCUCCUUCUCCUCUUACUUUAGCUUUACAUACACAGUGUGUGCACGAACAAACGGAAACACUUAUCUGUCUGUUUUUUUUAAAAGGUAAAGUGCAGGUUAAUUUUUGUUUUUACUUUAUAUUUUGUAUUAAUUAUUUUAUGUAUUUAUUUAUUUGGGCUGUGUAACAAAUAAUUUGAGUUUCCAUUAUUUCUUAUGAGAAAAUUUGAUUUAUUAGUGUUUUGAAAUACGAGCCUGCUUUUGGAACAAAUUGUGCUCAUAAUCCAAGGUUCCACUGUAUUUGUUUUCCUUUAGUUUCACUCUGAUCUCGAUACUCUUUCAUUGUAUAGUUCAAUCAAGUUUUAAUAAAUGCUGGACUUGAAACUUUGAACAUCUUUCAACUUUGUAGUGGAUGGAGUUUAGCUUGCUGUCAAACUUCAUAAAGGUGAAAACAGGACGUGAAGGGAAGACAGUACACCAUUCAUGAAUUUCCCGACAUUUCCUCAACAAAGUUAAUGGUUCUGCACUAUUCAUCCAAGUAUUGAUAAUUUCUUAACCUUUUUCCAGUAAUGUUAAAUAUGUUUAGUUGUUUUAAGUUGUCACAGCUGCGAAAACAGAAAUCCUAUUGUUUCCAUUUAGGAUUUGUAUUGCGUGUUCUUUUUUUUUUAGUGUUGAAUUACCAGUUUUGUCCAUGACAGUAAAAUCUCUGACCUCAGUCCUGACAGACAUGUGCCUCAAACCCAUCUCUGUCAUCUUCUCACAGACCAAGAUGCUUUCUUAAACCGUUUUACCUCAGUUUUCCUUUUUGUUUUUUCAAUUUUUCCCCGAUUUUCUACCUAAUUUAGUCGUGUCCAAUUCCUCCCCGUCACUAGGCAGCUCCCACUUUAUGGCUACUAUUACCACUCACUCCGGAUGGCUAUCACGUUUUCUCUGAACCACGUGAUGCCAGCCGACCUCAUCUUUUUCAAACUGCUUGCUCAUUCACCAUUAGGUGCGGUGUAACACACUUGGAGAACAGCGCUAUCCGCUCCUUCCGCUUCCGUGAGCUCACAGACCCCCUGAUUGGCUGUAGAGCCGUAAUUAAUGUAAGAGCACUAAGUACUAAUAACUUGCAGUUUGCCAUAUUUAUAAUUUAGUUGUUAAUAAACAGGUAUGCCUGGGUGUUGGGUAAAGUAUGUUCGGGUCAUAAAAUUAUCUCUAAUUUGAAAAAAAAUACGUUAGCAUACUUUUUUUUUUUAAUCCAGCAGUUUGGUUUGCUAAAGGUAUAUAAAGUAAAUUAACUGAACCUAUUAGACUAUUCUCGCGAACCUGGAUAAAAAUAAAAACUUUUGACUGGAGCAUGAAGAGAAAAAAACUUGUUUCUCUAAAAAUACUAAUUUUGUAUUUCAGGCAGAUUUCUUUUUUUAGCUCGGUUUGUAAGAAUUCAAACGGUUUUCAGAAUUCCUUGGGGAAUUCAGGAAAUACUGUUAACAUAACUUUACCUUAAUUGAAAAGGUAAACGAUAUUUUUUAUACGCCUGCUAGGUAAUGUUUUGGUCGUUUUAUAUAUGCUUCUGUAAGUCACAUGUAAUUUACUUACAGGUUAAGUUAAUCAUGAGUAACUUUGAUUAGCAUUGUGUAUGGAAAUUACUUAAUAAUAAAUAAGCAUCUCUGAGUCCUUUAUCUAUCUAUCUAUCUAUUAUAUUCUAGCACAGGAUAAUUCCAUUAUUGCAUUAUUUAAGAUGCACCGUUAUCCAAAAAGUAAUGAAAUGAAAAUUCCAUUAAUUUCAUUUGGACUCAGCAGGUGAACAAAAUGAUCCGAUCAUGAUCUGUUCUGUUCAUUGUUACUCAGCAAUGGACAAAUCAAGUGUAAAUUAAUGAGGCAAUUGGUUUUACAGUCACAUAAGGCAACAACAGUAUUGUGUUUUAAGUUUUGAUUAGAGCAAACAUGGUUCUUUUUUUUUUCUAUCAGUUUUCCAUUGGUGAACAGAGAGGAGAUACAUUUUAUAUGGGUUUCAGAUUGUUUUUGUAGACGCCAACCUCAGAAGUUAACUGUUAUAGAACAGUUUUGGGUUUAUUUUGUCUUUUGCUUACUUUUUUCCCUCCUGCUACUGAAAAUUUCACUUGUUCUUUUCUUUGUUGUACUGCUUGGGGAUGUCAUAGAUGCUAUUAUGAAAUGUGUCAUUAAAGGACUCAAACUCACCACAUACUCCUGCAAUAGAUCAUCAAGAUCCUUGUUGAGGUAGAUACAAAGUAAGAUGUGCUAGAUGAAAAAAAAGAUAAUAAUAAAUUGGUUUUGUUUUUUUAUGUAAAAACUAGACUUGGCUAAGUUAAUCAGGAUUUGGGCUAAGUUAUACAAACAUUCCUACACAGCUGCAUAAUAAAAAGCGAAAAAAUAUAACCUGCUCCUAAAUUAAUCAUUUUUAUUUUAUCAGGGCCUGACUGAUAUCAACACACUGAAGGCCACAGAGGGCACAACAAUGGGGAUCUACUAUAUGUACUAUUUUGUUUGGCUAUAUUUUAUAUAUUGCAGAAUAAUCUUUGCAUUGUUGCCUAGCGACUUACCAUAAACCUGUUCAGGAAGUUGUGUAAACUAUAAUAUUUUUAAAACUUCAAAAUACUAAAAUGCAGUGUUUCAGCUUGGUGACAUCAAUUUGCUACAUUUUAUGUGGCAUUUCAACUUUGACCUUUUAAUGUGCGGACACCUGCUGUUGAUGGAGGAUCUUGAUUAAAGGUUUUGAAACAAAACUGUCAUUGUUUUUUACGUGGUGGGAAAAGAUUAAGUUGCUACACUGAUAAAAAUAUCCAUCCUGAUCUACUUAAAAAAAUUAAGGUAACUUUUUGCAUCAGAUUAUUAUGUAGUUCAAGCAAAACCUCUUCUUUGUAUUUACUACUUGCAUUUCUUUAUGUAAAAAAUAUUUUUUGCUAGUAAAGUCUAUUUAAUUUCGCAACUAAACCCUACUUAAUUUUAU
This is a messenger RNA of Clarias gariepinus (North African catfish), 6648 nucleotides long. RefSeq names its product zinc finger protein 135-like. Gene Ontology annotation, biological process: regulation of transcription by RNA polymerase II. The record is from RefSeq and is a predicted model, not a curated record. Gene Ontology annotation, molecular function: RNA polymerase II cis-regulatory region sequence-specific DNA binding; DNA-binding transcription factor activity, RNA polymerase II-specific. The coding region runs from base 259 to 1560 and encodes 433 amino acids. Lineage: Eukaryota; Metazoa; Chordata; Actinopteri; Siluriformes; Clariidae. Gene Ontology annotation, cellular component: PcG protein complex; transcription regulator complex. The transcript has 2 exons.